This is a messenger RNA of Penaeus monodon (black tiger shrimp), 3040 nucleotides long. RefSeq lists its product as uncharacterized. The transcript has 13 exons. The record is from RefSeq and is a predicted model, not a curated record. Bases 338 to 3025 code for a protein of 895 amino acids. NCBI's taxonomy places the organism in Eukaryota, Metazoa, Arthropoda, Malacostraca, Decapoda, Penaeidae.
UGACCAACAAACAACACAUUGAAACAGACGAAUCUUCUUUCAGAAAAGAAAUAGUAAUAUAUAUAUAUAUAUAAUUAUAAUAUAACAACAGUCAAGAGAGAUAGUAUGAGGAGGAUCCAGGUGAUGUAGAACUGCAAAAUAGUUUAAAAUCGUGCAAAAGAAGACAGAAAGACACAAGAAAUACAUCUUGAAACACGUGAAGUUGGAACAAGAUUAAAGGGUAAAGGGAAUAUUGACGAGAAAAUAUUUGGAAAUUCUAGCAGAGAAGGAAGCGGAAAGGUUAUUGCAGGCACUUUCCAUUUGUUAAAUAGACACGAAGAGGUAAAAACAAAGAAGUAUGGCUCGGCCCGAGGCACAUCGCCAAUUUUAUGAUUUUACAAAUUCUUCUAAUAAUACCACAGCAGUUGAGGGAACCAGUAAUCCCAAAAAAUUUAUUGAAUAUGUAUCUGAAAAUAUUAUCGGCAACAAUACGGCUUUCACUGCACCAUUUGGCCCUCGGAAAGUCAUCUAUUGCGAUUACAUAGCUUCAGGAAGAUCACUCAAAUUCAUUGAAGACUACAUUAGCAAUGAGGUCCUUCCCCAGUAUGGGUCCACACAUACCACUUCCACUGUUACGGCUCUUCAAACGACUCUCUUUAGACAUGAAGCUCGGGACAUUAUCCGCAAUGCAACACAAGCUUCAGAACAUGACAGAGUGCUGUUUGUUGGCAGUGGUGCAACAGGUGCUAUGCAGAAGUUGAUUCACAGCCUUAAGUUAACUGAACCUCCAGUUGUCUUCGUGGAUCCAUAUGCACACCAUUCCACAUUACUUCCUUGGAGGGAAAUUGGCGCAAAGGUAGUACGCAUCCGUGAAACAGCUGUUGGCAAUGUAGAUUUAAUACAUUUAGAAGAAAUGUUAAAGCAACACCAGAGUGUGCAGUGCAGGCUCAUUGGAUGCUUUACGGCUGCCAGCAACAUUACAGGAGCCGUUGUGGAUGAUGUUGAGAUAACAAUGCUACUGCACAAGUAUGGGGCUCUGGCAUUCUGGGAUUAUGCAACAGCGGCUCCGUACGUGGAUGUGAAAAUGAAUCCCGUGGUUGGGGGAGACGCCCGAGGUCUGGCACACAAAGAUGCUCUUUAUUUCUCGAUGCACAAGUUCCUUGGUGGCGUGCAGACUCCAGGUAUUUUAAUCGCCAAAAAGAAUAUUUUCCAAAAUUCCGUCCCAGAAGUGUGCGGAGGAGGAUCUGUUUUCUUUGUGUCCAGGGAUUCUCAUCGUUAUUUGCAGGAUGUAGAGACAAGGGAAGAAGGAGGCACCCCAGCUAUUGUGGAAGCCAUAAGGGCCGGUUUAGUCAUGCAGCUCAAAAAGACCAUCACGGCUGAAUUUAUCUGCAGUCGCAACGGAGAACUGGCAAAAAAAUUAUCAACCUUUGUGCAAGAUAUUCCUGAAUUAAUACCUUUAGGAUACACUGACGCCACAGGGAAACUGCCAGUCCUAUCCUUUGUAGUGCGACAUCCGAAGUCUGGCCUCCUGCUGCACCAUAACUUUAUCUGUGCAGUGUUGAACGACCUCUUUGGGGUACAGGCACGUGGGGGAUGUGCCUGUGCUGGACCCUAUGCUCAAGAUAUCUUAGGAAUAGAUGAAGGUCUAGCCCAGCGAUAUGAGAGACUGCUUGUUGAAGAUACUCGCUUGGAUCGGUCCCACCUCCGGCGUCACCAAGAGCAUAGUGACGUGGAAGUGCUGAGGCCAGGCUUUGCUAGACUUAAUCUUCCCUAUACUGCAUCAGAUGAACAGAUAAAUUUCAUUCUAAGCUCAGUGAGAGAGGUGUGUGUGAAUGGCUGGCAACUGCUUCCCCAAUACAACUUCAACCCAGAAACUGGUGAGUGGAAGCAUCACACGAACCUGGUGUUCAGGGAGCGUCAGUGGCUGCAGAAUGUUUCGUACUCCCAAGGCAUAUUUUCGUAUAAGAAGAAAGAAGUUGGAGAUGCCCCAGACUAUGCUGAAUGCCUGAAACUGUCCAAGGAUGUGUUUGAACAGGCAGUAAAGGCAUCCCAAAGAAGACAGAUUCCGGACGACACAAUCCUCUUCAGGGAAGAAGCAGCCCAUUUACGUUGGUUCUUGCUGCCUAGUGAAGCCAAGCAGUGUAUGGAAGAUUCAUCGGGAUCUUACGUGAACCCACAAAAGCUGCCUUUCACACCUCCUGUGUACCCGCUCGAUGAUAAAGUACUAGCCAAAAGACCAGACUUUACUUGGCAAACUGCAGACAAUGUUAGCCAACGAGUAACAAAUAUUUCAGUCAGAACUAAAGUUGAUCAUGCUGAAAGUCCUCAGAAGGUCAUGGAAGAGGGUGCAGAUAACCUGAUGCAUAAAGAAAGAAAGGAUCAAACGGGAGAAAAUUCUACCACUAGUGACUCAUCCCCAGACAAAAACAGUUCAAGAAAGAAAGCCGACAAGGUUGUGUGUGAAGAUCUGAAAUGUUUUGUCAAAAGAGAUGACACUGAUGCAUGUGAAGAAGUGAAAGAAAAGACCAAAUGGCAUAGUCCUCCAAAGAAUAUAUUUAAUCCUACUGUAGAGGUUCUGCAACAGUUCAACAUGGUUCAAGAUGGUGACCGUGUUUUAGUUUGUCUAUCUGGAGGAAAGGACUCACUCUCUCUCCUGCAUGUGUUAAAACAGUACCAAUAUUACGCCGGUGCGAGAGGAAUAAAGUUCGACCUUGGAGCAGUCACCGUUGAUCCAAUGAGUGCCUCUUAUGACCCUCGACCUCUCAUCCCGUAUCUAGCAAGCCUCGGAGUACCAUACUUCUUUGAACAGCAGGAUAUCCUCCAGCAAGCAGCACAACUGGAGAGCUUGAACUCAAUUUGCAGCUUCUGUUCAAGAAUGAAACGUGGGAGAAUAUAUGCCGCUGCAAGACGUGAAGGUUAUAACGUCUUAGCUUUUGGUCAACACCUGGAUGAUCUGGCAGAGAGUUUCAUCAUGUCUAUAUUCCAUAAUGGAAGACUAAGGACUAUGAAAGCCCAUUAUACUGUCAAGUAUGUUAAUCCUCUCUGAAAAAAGUGUGUUUAU